AUCGCUCUUCUGGUUUGUUUGCUGCUAGAAAUUACACCGUACAACAGAAUGGACACUUCUGAGUCUGUCAUUUUAUUCCGAACCGAAGCAGACUUCCAGCUGGAGCAAGACCGUCGGUCAAAACAAGUCCGAUUGAAAGACAUUGGUGAUCCCAUCUAUCUGGGAAAGUCGAAACCGCUGUGCCUUCACGUCGAGGAAGGCUUUGCCUGGACUGGAGAAAGUAAUGGCACGAUUACAAAGAGGUCUUUAGAGACCAACGAAGUGCACCAAGUCUUCCGUGGCCAUAGAGGGCCUGUUAGUGCCAUUUGCGUGUGUUGGCACACGAUGCGCCCAGCGCUGGCGAAGAAACGCCUCAUCAUUUCCGGCUCUUGGGAUAAACAUAUCAAGAUAUUUGACGACGAGAGCGGCCAAUUGCUGAGCGAUACAGAUGCUCAUACAGAUUUCAUCAAGUCUUUGACCCAUCUCGAUCUCGAGAACAUCAUUGUCUCAGGUGGCUCUGAUAAGGAGAUCCGAUUUUGGCUACUACCGCCUCAAUUCACCACCGGUUCCCAAAAAUUAGAAUGUGAAGGCUUCGUGCGAGAACACACGAGGCCGGUCGUGCGCUUGACGAGUCUGAGAGAUUUCCACACGGGCAAGCCUAUUUUGUAUUCUGGAGACAGCAUGGGAACCUUAUUCUCUUGGACGGUAAGCGUUCUACCCAGUGGUAAUGUCGGAAGACGGGUUCGUGCGACAAAGAUUGGCCAAUUCAAGGGUCAUUCGACUGGGAUAACGGACUGGUGUCUAGGAUCUGGACAGCUUUGGACAAGUUCAUCCGACAACUCCGUCCUCUUGCAUCGAACGAAUCAGGAACAUUCCGGCCCCCUUUCACAAAGUCGAAUCCAACAUUCUCAUCCUGUUAAAGCCUUGUUGGCCCUGCCAGUGACAGAACUGCAGAUACCCUAUCUCAUAACUGCAUGUUCCGACGAGAAAAUUCGUGUAUGGGAUGUUUCCGCGUUCGAAGACAAGCUAGGACCUGCCGAUUUGCUUCGAACAGUGGAUGCCCACUCCCACGAGAUAUCCUCUCUUGCACUGUGGCUUAGAAAAGGUGCUGAUGAAAUAAGGGUACCUUGGGUACUGAGCGCUAGUCUGGAUAGCACCUUGAGAAGAUGGAAAUUAUCUGACCUCCUUGCCCGUGACGAAACGGUGUUGCCUAACAGCUCAACUGAAGAAAGGGCCCCGUGCUUCGAGUUGACUGAGGAAGAGGAACGUGAACUACUAGAUUUAGAGCAAUAAAUGCCAUACUCUCAAUUGUAGUCAACUAAUGACUAAGACAAAAGAAUGCCCAUGACAUUCACA
Molecule: messenger RNA, 1335 nt
Organism: Dacryopinax primogenitus
Lineage: Eukaryota; Fungi; Basidiomycota; Dacrymycetes; Dacrymycetales; Dacrymycetaceae
Product: WD40 repeat-like protein
Exons: 6
Coding region: 49-1272 (407 amino acids)
Biological process (GO): negative regulation of transcription by RNA polymerase II
Cellular component (GO): transcription repressor complex; nucleus
Molecular function (GO): protein binding
Source: RefSeq, a predicted model, not a curated record